GGCCAGUUCUGGUCUUUGUGGCCAGUAAACAGGGUUUGAGCGUGGCUGGAGAGACCCAGGAUGAAGCAUUUCCACCUCGGGAAGUCCAGGCAUGCAGUGGUGCUGGAGCAGGAUGUGGUUCUCCAGUCCAUUGACCGUGCCAUUGAGGCUGUGCACAAUGCAGCCAUGAAGAAUGGGGGGAAAUACAACCUGGAGCAGAGAGAUGUCCUGCAAAAACUAAUCCAUCACCGGAAGGAGACUGUGUCCCGUAAAAGCCACUCUCCCACCCCGCAGGGGACGGUUAUGACUCAGUCCUCCAGUGAUCACCACCUGGAUGUGUCCCGGCAGCCCAACGGGGUGUGCCGGACAGGCUACGAGCGACACCACAGCCUUCCCAACACCGAGUUCGAGGAGGAGGAUGACAGUCUCUAUCAGAUCCCACCACAGGCUCAUCGUGCUGCUCCUGUCACCCCCCCACCUCCAGAGAAGCGCAAGACCACACAGAUUGCUGCUUCCAUUAAAAAUGCUGUUGAAAUUAUUCCUGGGUCAGCUUCUAGUGCCUCCUCCAUAAGCACAACAUCCCUGGAUACUUUGUACACUGCUUCUUCUGUAUCUGAGACUGCUCUCCCAACAGCCACCUCCAGUCCUGCCAACACUCCACCCCCUGUCCCGAGCCGGAGUGUCCACACCACAAUCACACGCAAUUUGGACAGCGGCUCUGUCACCCAUUCCCGUUAUGGGACUUCCUCAAAGGAUACCAGCAAAUCUCCCCAGUCCAAGAGGGUUGCCCCAGCACCGCCAGCUGAAGGGGGGACCCUGAGGUCCCACAAUGUGGAUGGGGAGAAGACUUCUCAGGUAAAGAAAACUGCCCCACCCCCCCCUGCAAGUCUGGAUGCCUUCAGCAACCUCUGCCUGGAGGAUAAGAAGGCAGCUGGGGUGGAGUCGCUGUCAGCAGAACCCAGUGGCCUGGUGGCCUCUGUACCCAAGACAAUUGGUGCUGAACUGAUCGAGCUGGUGCGCAGGAACACCCACCUCAGCUACGAGCUGUCCCGUGUGGCCAUUGGCAUUGUCAUCGGCCACAUCCAGACCUCUGUCCCCGCAACCAGCAGCAUCAUGGAGCAGAUCCUCAUCUCCGUGGUGGAGAGUAAGAACCUGAGUGCGGGGCUGCCCUCGGGCCAGAUCUGCCAUGACGAGCAGCGGCUGGAGGUGAUCUUUGCAGAUCUGGCCAGGCACAAGGAUGAUGCUCAGCAGCGCAGCUGGGCACUCUACGAGGAUGAGAAUGUCAUCUGCUGCUACCUGGAGGAGCUGCUUCGCAUCCUGACAGAUGCAGACCCAGAAGUUUGCAAGAAAAUGUGCAAGAAGAAUGAGUUUGAAUCUGUCCUGUCCCUUGUGGCAUAUUAUCAGAUGGAACACAGGGUGCCAUUGCGCCUGCUGCUGUUGAAGUGCUUUGGAGCCAUGUGCAACUUGGAUGCUGCCGUUAUCUCAACGCUUGUGAAUUCUGUGCUGCCGAUGGAGCUGGCCCGGGACAUGCAGACUCACACACAGGAUCAUCAAAAAAUGUGUUACUCUGCACUGGUGCUGGCCAUGAUGUUCUCCAUGGGGGAGCCCCUGCCAUACCACCACUAUGAACAUCUCAACUCUCAGUUUGUGCAGUUCCUGCUGGAUGUGAUUGAGGACGGGCUGCCCUCGGACACCACUGACCAGCUGCCUGACUUAUUUGUCAACGUCCUUCUGGCCUUCAAUCUCCACAUUCCAGUUCCAGAACACAGUGUGAUCAUGACUACAAUAAGCAAGCACUCCAACGUCAAGACUUUCACAGAGAAGCUGCUGCUGCUGCUGAACAGAGGAGAUGAUCCAGUUUCCAUCUUCAAGCAUCAGCCUCAGCCACCACACUCAGUGCUGAAGUUUCUGCAGGACAUCUUUGCCAGCAAGGAUACAGCCAGCAUCUUCUAUCACACAGACAUGAUGGUCCUGAUAGACAUCCUGGUGCGGCAGAUUGCUGAUCUCUCCCCUGGAGACAAGCUGAGGAUGGAGUAUCUGUCCCUGAUGCAUGCCAUCAUCCGCUCCACGCCCUAUCUGCAGCACCAGCACCGCCUCGCUGACCUGCAGGGCAUCCUGCAGCGCAUCCUGGGUGAGGAGGAGGAUGACCAGCAGUGCCAGAUGGAGAAACUGAUCAUCUUGGAGAUUUAUAAGGAGUUUCCAGAAAUCUCUUCUGGUACCAGCUAAUGCUUCUCAGCUUGGACUGGAGUUUGAACCACUUGGAUCGACUAUGUCUUUUGUUGACACUUUCUCCCCAUUCCCUCCCAGUUCAGCUCAUACCUUAUAUCCCUCUGUGUGAGGCCUAAGGUUGGGACAGUGUUCACCGGCCCUUUGGAAGCGCCAGCAGCAGAGAGGGUGUGGGGUGCCCCCGGGGCCUGUGCCCAGGGCAGGCAUAGCAGGGUGGGUGCUGGCACGUGGUUUGCCUGCAAGACUCAGCAGGAGCUAUUUGGGCAGCUGGUGUUAGUGGGAAGGGCAGAGAGCUUGUGGGGGCUUAGCAGCCAGUAUGGGGGGAUGUUCAGCUGCACUGGUGUCCCAAGGUCCUGAAGAGAAAGGCCUUUGCCUUAGAGUAUCACUUCUUUUCCAUGUGCGUCUCUCUCCCUGCAGUGACCAAGUGGAGUCCGCUGGUGCUUGGAAGAAGCUUUUGUAACAUCUGUUUUGUUUCCUGCUGCUAGUGCCAAUGUGCUGCAGCCCUGCCAAGGGAAAGUAGCUGCUCGCUGUCUAAUGCCUCGUCUAGUGAGCCUUUCACUCCCUCCUAGCCUUCAGCUUUGCCUCUGGGCAGCAGCCCACCUUGGGUCAUGGAGGUCUUACCCAGCAGCUGCUUUUCAAUCUGCUUUCUAUAGUGAUGUUUAAAUCUCAAUUUCUUGCACACUGUGGCAGCCUAGAAGUAAGAGCCACGUGGGUGACACUGCCCUUAGGAAGCCCUUGGCCAGACACAGCACUAAGACGUGUCCUGCCAGGUGAAGCUGCCACUUGCCACCUCUCUUGCAGCAUUGCCUCGAGCAGAGGGGCUGCCCUUGGGCAGAUGCGCUCUGUUCGUGAAGCACGUGCAUUUCUUGCCUUGAGCUUCAUAGUAGCUCUGCCUCACUGCCCUCCCUGUCCCCAUGGCAGCACUCAGAGGCAGCGUGAGCCUGGUGUCCAGUAGCUGUUUGUGACUAUGCUAACUGUGGGGAACCCUUAUUUUUAUUUCCUCUAGGUUUCUAGCAAAUGGGAUUAACCUGCUUCCAGAUAGUCACACACACUAACAUGGGUCUCUUUGGUAUUUGUGUGCACAAUGUGGUCACUCCCUGUCCCCAGGUCUUCUUUUGCAGUAGCCAGUGUAGGAGCUGUGAAACUGGAAAUACUGGGCACUGUAUUUACUUUAAUUUUUAUUUUUUUUUGUUAGCUUGAGAUCACACAAGCUCUGCAGGCCUGGACUGGCUACUGAGGCAGUGAUGCUUUGAGAACAGAGGGGGUUGGCCUGGCAGCCAAAGGGGGAAAGGAAGUCAGCCUGGAAAUGCCCAAGCUUAAUAACCAUCCUAGCAGAGAAACCUAUUUUUGCCCUGUAAAAAUGUAUGAAUGUCAAAAGGGAUCCUGUAUUUUCUUAAACUAAGUGUAACCUGCAGAAGAAUAAAAAUGUCUUAAACUGGACUUCUGUGAGUGUAGCCCUGCCUGCCCAAUCCUGUCAUGGGGACACCAAAGCAUCAGGGGUGGUAGGGUGCAUGCUGCCCACAGAGGCAAAGCAGUAGGUGCUGAUCUCCAAAUGGGGGUAAUGCAGUCAAUUUCCCUCAUUCAGCUUCUUGCCUUGUCUUUUUCUACUACGUUGCUAGCUGACAAGGAAGGCUUGGAGGACAGCAGCCCUUGCAAGGGGCACAGCUGUCAUCGCUGGGGCCUGCCCAGCAUUGCUGCCCCACGUGAAGGGUUUGGCAGAGCUGGACUCACAGUUCACUUCCCAUAAGGUACAAGCAGCCUCGGCUGGCUCACAGCAGAGCUGCCAAGGCAGCGAGCCUGGGCAAGGAAGGGUUUAAUGAAAGUCUGUACUGAGUGUAAUGAAUUGUGCUUUGGCUGUGGAUGUGUGCUCCCAAACCUCAGCCUGUGCCUGCAGCUCUGGGGUGCCUGGGAUGGCAGGGGUUCUGCAGUGCGAGGACAGCAGGCACUGAGCAGAGCACUAGUAGCAGGAAGAGCUACUUGGCAGCAGGAAGCUGGUCUCUGCUUGUGGCUCUGUGACAAGGGAACCAGCCAGGCCACUGUCAGGGCAGCGGUGUAAAUGCCAGGUGCAAGCUGUGCCACUCCAAACACAGGGAUGGCAUCAAACAGAGCUACCUGCAGAAUCGGGGCCAGGAUUGUCCCAGCUCCUGCCUCUUUGGCCUGUGUCUCAAAGUCCCUAGGUGUGUGGCCUUGUAGUGUGCAAUUUGUACACCUGGGGACAAUCGUGACAAGUAAGGACUGCCCGGUGCUCAUUGGUGUGUCCCCCAUGGUGGCUCUCCUGUGCCCCACUGCUCUGUGCAGCACAUGAUUGCAUGUGCCCCUGAGCCAACCUCGGCUUGCUUCCAAGUGCUGCUGGGGCUUGUUGGCCCGUGACCUGCUGCUGUGGUGAGAUGUUCAUCUGGUACUUGCCCUCAGUGACACAGCACAGGCUUUGCUGUGCCAGGCAAACCCAGCAGUGGCAGGACCUGUGGCUCUGCUUGCCAGGAGCCCAGACUGCAGAGCUUGUGGCUCCCAUUGGCAUUCCUGAGCCAUUGCUGUCCAUGGGGUUGCUCACCCUAUCCCAGCUGCACAGUAGCAUAGCACCUUCUGUCCCACCACCCUGCUGCCACCACAGCCAGGGGCUGGGAGAGCUGAGGGGGAAGCUGGCUGUGAGGUCCAGGGGGAGAAAUACACCUGCUGGCCAGGAAAGGCUUUCCCCACAUCCCAGGGAAUCAAACUGCAGCAUGUAAACUCAUUGUCCCCAGCCUGCUCAGCAGGUCCUGCUCUUCAUGUAGGUGAGACCCUCAAGAUUGUUUGCUGUACUAAGACACAAUUAGAGCAGUGUCUCCUCGUACUGCUGUUUUAUUGUGGUGCAACAGUGAGGGGUAUUGGGGGGCUGGCAUUGUGGGAGUGAUACAUUGCCUGUGACCUGCGCUUCUGCUUUAUUGUCUGGAAUGAUUCAAUUACAACUAUUUUGUGGCAGUAAUACCCUGAUAAUUUUCUCCUCCUCCCCUGAGCUGUCAAGCUGGGUAAUUAGAACAAAUAAACUUGAAAGCCUUCAUUACUUUUAAAAA
Cyanistes caeruleus (blue tit) is the source of this 5255-nucleotide messenger RNA. It is a transcript of the gene NCKIPSD, whose product is annotated as NCK interacting protein with SH3 domain. Gene Ontology annotation, molecular function: protein binding; Arp2/3 complex binding. Gene Ontology annotation, biological process: endocytosis. NCBI's taxonomy places the organism in Eukaryota, Metazoa, Chordata, Aves, Passeriformes, Paridae. The record is from RefSeq and is a predicted model, not a curated record.